Messenger RNA from Pelodiscus sinensis (Chinese soft-shelled turtle), 3628 nucleotides. It is a transcript of the gene TCAIM, whose product is annotated as T cell activation inhibitor, mitochondrial. The record is from RefSeq and is a predicted model, not a curated record. Lineage: Eukaryota; Metazoa; Chordata; Testudines; Trionychidae. Gene Ontology annotation, cellular component: mitochondrion.
UUCUGCCGCCGCGAAACGACCUCGCUGGCGCGGGGACACGGCUGUCACGCAUGCGCGGCUGCUUUGACGGUGCGGUGGGAAGUUGCGCGAGUGCGCGCGCUCCUUCUCCCUCGCGCUCGCGUGCGAGGAGGAGCGCAAGAUGACGUGGCUGCGCCGCGGCGCGCGAAGACGGGUCAUUGCGCGAGCCGGAGGCGCCUGUUCGGGAGGUGGGAAAGUGACGGCGACGAGACCCCGCCCCUCAGGCAGCUCCUCCUCCACCCUCUCAAGUGGGGUGUCCCUGUGCCACCUUCCCCCCCUCUAACCCUCCCCCCUCGCGCGCCGCCAUGGGGACCGAGCCCCGGCAGGCAGGGGGAGGGGCUGCUGUCCCGACCCUGAGUGAUCUAGCGGGAGCCUGAAAUUUGACUUGAGCAUAAGCAGUGAGAUGUUUUGCCAUUUGGGGGCUGUGAGGAGGUUGUGUCUGGAGAAAAUAUUGCUACAGUGGGUUCUUCAGGCAAGAGGUUUGUCAGGGGCUGAAGCCGUCAAUGCUCUCAGACCUUUCUAUUUUGCUGUGCAUCCAGAUUUCUUUGGCCAGCAUCCCAGAGAGAGGGAAAUCAAUGAAAACUCUCUUAAGAGGUUAAAUGGCUAUUUGGAGAAUCUCCAGAAACCAGGAUUUAAGUAUUUUAAACCAACUUCACUCACUUUUUAUGUGCGAGAGAGAGAACAAAAUUCUUCCGAUGUCCAAGAAUCCUUCAGUGCUUCAGGUUUUCGAGCCGUCACUUUUACUUUGCAUACCAGAGAUCUACUAAGCACAGUAUUAGACAUUCUCAACUCCUGCAGCUUAUCUACUGAGCAUGUCCAAAGUUUGAAUGCUAAUGUGAAUUCUCAGCCUCACAAAGAAGUCAAAGGGACAUUUUACAGGUCUAUCAAAUGGGAUAAGACUUAUUACUCAUUUACUGGAUUCAAGGAUCCCGAGGAGGAACUAGAACAAGCCCAGAGAGUGGAAACUACUCUAAUCUCCUGGUUAGAUGAUAGUGGAAAAAGUGCAAUAAAAAAGCUGAGAAGCAGCUUACCACUUAGGGAAGAACUUAGCCGUUUAAAAGAUGAACUUGCUCAUCAGCUGCAAUUGUCUGAUAUCAGAUGGCAAAGAAGCUGGGGUAUUGCCCAUCGUUGUAGCCAGCUACACAGUCUAUGUCGGUUAGCUCAGCAGAGCCCAGAACCACUACGAAAUGUUAAAGGACACACGGUAGUAUUCACGGACUAUUCAGGUAUGAGUGCCACAGGCCAUGUCAUGCUAGGAACAAUGGAUGUUCACCACCACUGGAUCAAAAUUUUUGAGAGAUUGCCUAGCUAUUAUAAACUUCAAAAGAAAGUGCUACUUUUGGAGGACCAUAUAAGUCAUCUUCUAGGAGGCAUACAAAUGACGUACAUUGAAGAGCUGCAACCACUGUUAACUCUUGAAGAGUAUUAUACCAAUCUUGAUUCUUUCUAUAAUAGAUUGCGUAACAGUAGACUGUCUUUUCACCCUCGUAGUCUGCGUGGCUUGCAAAUGAUUCUAGAAAGUGAUAGGUACGCUCCAAGCUUGCAUGAACUUGGGCAUUUUAACAUCCCAACAGUGUGUGAUCCAUCAGCCCUUCAGUGGUUUAUAAUUACCAAAGCAAAGCAAGCAAGGGAGAAUCAGAAAAGAAAGGAAGAGUUGACAGUGAUGGAAAAAGAGCUUAUCAGUGCUUCCACUGAAAAAUUUUCUCUGAAACACCUGUAUAAGGAACCAAGUAUUUCCCAUGCACAGAUGAUAGACUGUUGUCAGCGACUGCUGGAAGAAUCGCUCCCAUACCUGCAAGGCAUGCACCUCUGCAUUUCACACUUUUAUUCAGUGUUGCAAGAUGGAGACCUCUGUAUCCCUUGGAACUGGAAAAGCUGAGGGUCUGUCUAAUAGAGGAACUGUCUAUUUUCUCUAGGAGGCUAUAAACAUGAAUUAUUUUCUCGUAGAGUAAAUUAUUUAAAUGUGUAUUUUGAUAUCAGUAUUCUAACUAAUCCAAGAAUUUUGUUUUUAAUUGCUGCUUAGAAAGUAAACCUUCAGUUUUAAACAGUCGGCUGAAUAAUGUACACUAUUGCCUGUUCAUGCCUAAAAAACAGUAUGGUUUACAUACUCUCAAGAAGUCCCAUCAUAGGCAAGGGGUAAUGAAAGGGUAUUUUUGAUAGUUAAACACAACUUUUGAAUUAGAUUUGAAGGUUACAAAAAGCAUUUUGGUUUGUUUGUAAUAUACAUGAAGAUUCCAGGAUGGAUUUUAUUAAGCACAUAGUACAUACUGCCGGGCUUGAGAGGUACAAUGUCCAUCUAAAGUAGGUGAUUAAUUGGAUUAAAAAAGUAAGAAAUAUCUUGUCAAAGUAGAUUUUCAGGGCAGAAAAAGCUGUAGAAGUAAUUCUAGAGUCCUUUAAAUAUCACUAAUUAUCUGGUGCCAAUAAUGUAGUUACAUAUUGCUACAUAUCUUACUGUAUAAGAAACAGAAGAAGGAAAAAUCCUUCAAUGUUUUUAUUGUGCUUUGAACAUUUUUUGAAGAGUUUAUUUUAAAUAUUAUCCAAUAUCUGUCCAUUAGAGUAGCUGGUCAACACUUUUAAAAAUAUUUGACAUCCUAUUUGCAAAUAGAUCUACAUUAUUGUUACCAUCAUUUCUUACUGGAGAUAAACAACUGAUGUAUCUUAAGUACACUGUAUCUAUGGACAUGAAUGUGAAACUCUUACUCAUACUGGUGAGCACUGUUUUGCAUAACUAGUCCUGAUGAAAUCUAGGGGUGCUAGAAGUCAGUGUCUGUGGGACUAUUCAUAAAAAUAAAUGCUCACUAAAGUAAGUAUGAGGGUCACAACCCUGAGAAUCAGACAUACUGAACUUCAUAUCUGAAAACUCUACUAAUUAGUAAGAUAAGGAUUGAGAGCUUAUUUUCCAAGUAAAUGUUAGGCAUCUUAAAAAGCUGCUGUUUCACUGUAUUUCACACUAGGGGACAUGCUGUGUUUGAGUCCUGCAUCUUGUGAAAUCAUCUGAAAGGAACUAGCCAGUUAACAUUUUUUGAACAUAGAUUCAUAUUUCAAAACUAGCAAAAAUACUGUAAAAUAAAUAUGCAUAAACUAUGUAUAUUAUUUCUCAUUUGUGUUAUUAAGAUUGCCCAUCACCUCCCAUUAUAAGAUCAUGUUUUCCCUUGCUUAUAACUUGGCUAUACUUUAUCAAUUUGGGCUGAAAUUUUCCGUGCUUGGUGUCUGGCUCAUGCUAAAUUUUUUGAAAAACUUCAGCAGAAAUGGUUCACCAUUUCUGAGAAUGAGGCAAAGGAAAAAAAUAUUGUUUGCCCAUGUUAAGUUCUUGAUUCUUCUUGAACUGUUCUAGCAUACCUGUGCUUUGGUGCAAGAGGGUUGAUUUUGUGUCAUGGAUGUGACUUUUGUCUUGCCCAUGAAAAUCCACUUGAAUUUGGCCAAGUUUUAAGUCUUUGAAGAAUUAUGCACAGUAGAGCCUUACUAGAGAUUUCCAUCCUCACUGAAUAUGCUCCAACAAGACUGUGCAUGCAGCAGUCCCACAGAACACCUGCGCAUGCUAUAGCAGGGGUGGGGCAAUAAUUUUUGGUGGGGGGCCACUCCAAGAUUUUGGUAUGUGGUCAAGGGCUGC